AUGGCGCUGGAAACACCCUUUGCUGUUAUCUUCGACCUCGGUGAUGUGUUGCUGACAUGGUCAUCUCAGGACCAACCAUCCGGCCAAGGCAAAUUUUCCUCCAAACUCUUACAUCGGAUGCUUUCUACAAGCACUUGGAGCGAGUAUGAAUGUGGUAGGCUCAGCGAGCGAGACUGCUACAAUCGCUUGGGCGAGGAACAUUGCGUGGAUCCCGAGGAUAUUGCGAGCGCUCUCCACGAAGCGCGAGAAACGCUUCGGGCAAAUGACGAGCUGAUAGCCUUUAUACGCGAAAUGAAGGGUCAAUCCAACCAGUAUCCACAUAUCUACCUCAUGACCAACAUCCCUGCUCCGGAGUACGAUUUUCUGCGUGCCGCUAAUACCAUCGAUUGGAGCCUCUUCGACGAGGUCUUCACGUCUUUUUCAGCUGGCUACCGCAAGCCAAGUCUGUCAUUCUACCAGUAUGUGAUUGCUCAAACUAGUAUGGAUCCAUCCUGCGUUUUGUUUAUCGACGACAAGAUCGACAACGUGGUUUGCGCUCGUUCACUCGGUUUCCACGGCAUAGUGUUCGAGUCCACACGCGUCCUGAUCAAACAGUUGCGUAACAAAUGCGGAAACCCCGUCGAACGAGGACUCCAGUACUUGCGAAGCAAUGCGAAAAGGCUAUACUCCAUGACGAAUGCUGGCAAUGUAGUGUACGAGAAUUUUGCUCUGCUGCUCAUUCGGGAGGCGACCGGGGACUCCUCUGUUGCAUCCUUCACUACCCCUCGAAGGACGUGGAAUUUCUUUAACAACGAUAACAAUGCAAACUUCCAUUCAGUCCCUGAUGAUCUCGACACCACUGCGUUGGCAUUCAGUGUCGUCGAUAGUAAUCCUGCCAUUCUUCACGCUGUGCUUGAUGAGAUGUUGGAAUACGUCAACCAAGAUGGCAUCAUUCAGAUAUAUUACGAUUACACACGGCCUCGCAUUGAUCCAUGCGCAUGCGCGAAUACACUCACAUUAUUUUACAAGAAUGGUCGUGGGCACGAGUUGCCAGGCACUCUUGACUGGGUGCACAAGGUGCUCCUCCACCGCGCAUACGUCGAUGGAACGCGCUAUUAUGCCACCCCUGAAUGCUUCCUAUACUUCGUCGAACGUCUACUCAGCUCUUCGAAAGAUGCCGAACUCCACGGCAGGCUUGCAACCUUGUUCAAGGUGCGCGUUGAGGAGCGUAUAGGUGCGGCAGGUGAUCCCCUUAUGCUUGCCAUGCGGAUCACAGCAUGUGCCGUUGCAGGGGUAUACGAUGCAGUAGAUCUGCGCACGCUUUUAACAUUGCAAUGCGAUGACGGAGGAUGGGAAAUUGGGUGGAUGUACACUAUCCCGAGCACCAAGGAGAAGAUCGGCAACAGAGGUCUAUCGACCGCGAUGGCACUACAGGCUAUCUCGUCAUCGCUUGCGAGCCUGAGGAUCCAAAGCUCCGCGUAG
Molecule: messenger RNA, 1461 nt
Organism: Laetiporus sulphureus 93-53
Lineage: Eukaryota; Fungi; Basidiomycota; Agaricomycetes; Polyporales; Laetiporaceae
Product: HAD-like protein
Exons: 4
Coding region: 1-1461 (486 amino acids)
Source: RefSeq, a predicted model, not a curated record